Messenger RNA from Eurytemora carolleeae, 2309 nucleotides. RefSeq names its product ribosomal protein S6 kinase beta-1-like. The record is from RefSeq and is a predicted model, not a curated record. NCBI's taxonomy places the organism in Eukaryota, Metazoa, Arthropoda, Copepoda, Calanoida, Temoridae. The transcript is spliced from 21 exons. Gene Ontology annotation, molecular function: protein serine/threonine kinase activity; ATP binding. Gene Ontology annotation, biological process: protein phosphorylation.
CUUCUUUAUGUCGGAGUAAUAACAAUUAAAAUUUUAUUUUGUUCAUUGAAAAAUCUAAAAUGUUCUUAUCGUCUAAAAAACAUUUUACUUUAAUUAAACCUACGCGUUGAAGGUGUAGUCAAAUCAGUGCGCAAUUAUUUUCAGAAUUAUAGCGUGGUUCCUAGAAAGAAAGAAAAAACAGGUUCAUCAGUAUGGCGGGAGCUGGAGUUUUUUCAAUGGACGAUUUGCUGGAGAAUGAUAUGAACGUGGCUGCAGGGUCCAUUUCAGACGACGACUGCAUAGAGGUAGAGGAGAGUGUAUACGCCAAGGGUCCAAACUUCUCUGCCAUGAACAUGGCAAUUAUAGGUACCCCUGGGGUUGAGGCUCUGGAGCUGAACGGUCAGACCGUCAACUUUGGUAGAACAGGUCCUGCAGCUCCUCAGGAUUUUGAACUGAGGAAAGUGUUGGGUAAAGGAGGUUACGGGAAAGUGUUCCAGGUCCGAAAGUUGACUGGUGAUGAUAAGGGGAAAAUAUUCGCCAUGAAGGUUCUGAAGAAAGCAACCAUAGUUAGGAACUCCAAGGAUACAGCUCACACCAAGGCGGAGAGAAAUAUUCUGGAGGCGGUUAAACAUCCGUUUAUUGUAGAUCUUAUAUACGCCUUCCAGACCAAGGGUAAGCUGUAUUUGAUCCUGGAGUAUCUAAGUGGUGGAGAACUAUUUAUGCAGCUGGAGAGAGAUGGAAUAUUUAUGGAGGAUACUGCUUGCUUCUACGUUUCAGAGAUUACACUAGCUCUAGAACAUCUUCAUAGACAGGUGGCAAUUUUUCAUCAUAUAACGCCAUUAAAAAGUGUCACACGUCGUGGAGUCUUAACCAGAGUUUUUACUUUCCUUAAUUCUGAUAUUAAAGAUUCUGAAUUUUAGGUGACGCACACUUUCUGUGGAACUAUAGAGUAUAUGGCUCCAGAAAUAUUAACCAGACUUGGACACGGAAAGGCUGUGGACUGGUGGAGUCUAGGUGCUCUAAUGUAUGACAUGUUGACCGGUGCUCCGCCCUUUACUGCUGAGAACAGGAAGAAAACCAUUGAGAAAAUUUUGAAAGGAAAAUUGAAUCUUCCUCCUUACCUCACACCGGAUGCAAGGGAUCUUAUCAGGAAGCUGCUAAAGCGUCAGAUUAGUCAAAGGUUAGGUUCCGGACCCGCAGAUGCAGAUCCUAUUAAGGCACAUCCAUUCUUCAAACAUAUUAGAUGGGCGGACGUGAUCUCGAGGAAACUAGACCCUCCUUCAAAGCCUGUAUUGACCGGUGAUGAUGAUACCUCGCAGUUUGAUUCAAACUUCACCAAACAGACUCCAGUGGAUUCCCCCUGCGGGACAAGCCUUUCCGAGUCAGUUAAUCUAGUCUUCCAGGGAUUCACCUACGUGGCCCCGUCUGUUCUAGAGGAUAUUCAGAGGAAUGAUUUCAGACCCAGGUCGGUCAGGCGACCCAGGAUUCUAUCUGAAAGACCAUUGGCUGGAAGUUACAGAGCAGGAGUAGUUGGUCCAGGACAGACUGCCCCCGCCAUGGGGUUCAACCCUCUAGUAGAGUGUAUGGAGAUGGGAGAAGAACAAAUGGAUCUGUAAGAGGCUGGUUGACAGAUGGAAGAUGGAUGGCUUAGAUUUUUUAUGAUAAUUAAUUCAUUCAUUAGAUUAAUUAUUAUUAUCAUUAUUCAAUCUGUUAUUCUCACAUAAAUAGAUAGAUUUAAAUUUUUCGUUUAAACUCCUCAUGGCGAGAUAUGUUCCUCCGUUUUCUGCUCUAUCUUUCAUCGUACGCAAUAUUUCCCAGUAUAGUGUAAACACGGUUAAACCUCUUAAUGUGUAUUUGCACAUAGUUGUAAUUGUACAUGUUGUUGAUAUGUAUGUACACAAUGUACGUUUUGUACAGUUGCGAAGUGUACACAAUUGUUAAAUGUGUUCAUUUUCCGGUUUUGUCACCGUACUGUACUGUACUCUACCUUACUGUACAGUGAGUACACCAUACUACCCUAACUCAAUGUACCAAUAUAUAAUUACCAACAAAAAGAUGGCAAAUUAAUGGAAUAUGAAAUAUUUCUAUUCUUUUGCUCCAUCUAUGCAAAUUAAAGGCUUUUACUCUCAAAUAUCCUGACCGCGUCGACAAGUGCCUUCUUUGUGAAUUAUUAUUCAGGAUUUUCCCAAUUCAAGUAUCCGUUCAUUGUACAUUGUUAUAUUAUAUACAUUCAUUGUAUUAUUGUACAUGCAACCAUUUUUGUUAUUUUUUAAUUUUUUAAUGUAAAUACUGUGAAUUUUUGUAUGGGGAAUAAAGUUUUCUAAAGAAAA